Messenger RNA from Owenia fusiformis, 2842 nucleotides. Lineage: Eukaryota; Metazoa; Annelida; Polychaeta; Sabellida; Oweniidae. The record is from the annotation of a GenBank genome assembly.
AGGUCAUUCAAGAAUUUCCACGCCGGAAUCUGUUUUAGGAAAUUGGUCUUCAAUUUUACUUCAUAUAUCUGGACAUAAUAAUGGAGAGCUCAAAAAAGUCUAAGAAAAUUGGUCAAGCUACACCAAAAAAGAUGAACAUCAGUCAAAGAGCAGAACCUGAAGGUAACAGUGUAAAGAAGAAAAACAUUCCAAAAAUAGCAUCAAACAAUAAAGUCUCAACCCCCAAAAUGAAAAAGUCCAAGACACCAAUGAAAAGUAAAUCUCCAAAAUCUACAUUAGACAGUUCUUUUGAUGAAACUAAUAUGUCCAAGAAGAAGUCUAAACAGAAUAAUAAAACUAAAACCUCUGAAAAAUCAAAGUCCAAUAAAUCUGAAGUUUCAAAAUCAUCAACCAAACGUAAGAUAGAGACCAAUGAAAGUAAUGGCUGGGAGCAAGCUAUUGAAAAAGCAAGGGGGCAGCCAGAUGGAGGAACAUUUUCAGCAGUCAAUGUGAAAAGUGAUGAUGCAGAGGAAAGUACUUGGAGCCCAGAGAAAAAGAAAGUAAAGAAAUCUAGUGUAGAGGAAAAGAAAGAAAAGAAGCCAUUUAAGGUGGCAUUAAAGCAUGCAGCUAAAAAAUUCAAGAAGACUGGAAAAGAAGAAUCUAGUAAAGCAGGAUCUGGGAAAGAAAAGGGUGUUAAAAGGAAAGGAGGAAAUGCAGACACAAGUGAAGAGAAAAAGCCAAAGCUAGAAGAAAUGAAAAAGAAAGAUCGCAAAUUGGUGAGAAGACAGCAGAAGGACAAUUUUGAAGUGUCACAAAAAGCAAAGAAAAUUUGGGAACAGCUAAGAAGGCACAACACUACUAGUGAGAAGCGUGCAGAGCUGUCUGGGGAAUUGUUCAAGUUGGUAAAGGGAAGUGCUAACCAGAUGAUAUUUGCCCAUGACACUGCCAGAGUUGUGCAGUGUUUGAUGAAAUAUGGCAGUGUGGAGCACAGGAAUUUUGUCUUUGAAGAAUUAAAAGAUGAUGUUGUAGCUAUGUCCAAAUCAAAAUAUUCUAAGUUCUUUGUGAAGAAAAUGUUAAAACAUGGAACAAAGGCACAAAGGAACCACAUCCUAAAAUGCUUCUAUGGUCAUGUAAAGAAACUCAUAAGGCAUGCUGAAGCUGCUGAGGUGGUAGAGUAUGGUUAUAAUGAUUGGGCCAAUGCCCCACAAAGAGCUGCUCUCGUGGAAGAGUUCUAUGGGCCUAGCUUUGCCUUGUUUAAGACACCUGAGAUCAAGACACUAGAGCAGAUAAUGACAUCAGAGCCAACAAAGAGGGAGACCAUACUCAGCAACAUGAGAGAUGCACUCAGUCCACUCAUUGACAAAAAUAUCCUGGCCCAUUCCUUGGUGCAUCGGAUAUUCUCAGAGUUCUUCACUUAUGCUAACCCUAAGAUGCGAACUGAAAUGAUUGAGAAUCUACGUGAAAGUGUUGUACAUAUGCUACAUACCAGAGAUGGAGCUAGAGUUACAAUGCAGUGUAUAUGGCAUGGAACUGCAAAGGACCGCAAAGUUAUAAUAAAGAGCUUCAAGACCCACAUUGAAAAGAUAGCGAAGGAGGAGUAUGGUCACCUGACCUUACUUGCAAUAUUUGAUGUGGUAGAUGACACUAAGCUGGUCUCUAAAGCCAUUCUUGAGGAGCUAAUAAAGUCUUUAAAUGAGGUUGCAGCAGAUGCAUAUGGUCGUAAAGUCCUCCUGUAUUUGCUGUCCCCACGCCACCCUCAGCAUUGUCACUCUGAUAUAGUGAAGGUUCUGCAACAGGGAGACAGCAAUGCAAGCAGCAAGAAGGAUGCCACAGUACGUCGAAGUGAGCUUCUAGAUUCUGUGUCGAAGCCUCUUCUCCAAUAUAUUGUGGAUAAUGCAAGAUCACUCGUGUUGAACAACUCUACUUUAGUGAUUCUAUCAGCAAUAUUAACUCAUGCUAAAGGUGACCACAGCAGCGCCCUAGAGGCUGUGGCUAAGAUAGCUGCUGAGCCAUUCAAAGCAGGGAACUUGGAUGAGAACUUUCAUAUAAUUGAGCACCCAGCAGGACAUCUUACAAUGAAGAGACUCAUCCUGAAUGAUAAGGAGAGAAUAAAGGAAGACAAUAAUGUGCUGUUCUCAACUAUCUUAAUGGAACAGAUUGGCGAGGGAACUUUAAAAUCUUGGUCAACAUGCAACAGAGGUUGCUUUACAAUUAUCAGUCUUUUGGAUGUUGGCAACAAAGAUGUCAAUGAGAGAAUACGAUUGGAUCUCACAGCCAUACGUCAAUCUCUCACUAAACUGGACUUUAAAGGCGGUCAGAUUCUACUGAAGAAGUUACAGGACUUAUAAUUGAAAAUGACAAGACUUUCAGGUUUCUCCUUGUGUAAUCCCCAACUUGGUUAUAUAGAUCUGUCAUAUAGAUCAUGAUCUUAUGGGUGAAAAUGGAGAUAGUGAGGUUGAAUUGACAAUUGAUGGAAGACACUGAUAUGUUCUACAUACAGUUAUUUGAAUUACCUCUCCUUUAUUUAUGGUACCAUAGAUUUUAAAAGGAUUCUAUUGUUCAGUGUACCAGUUACCUGGGGGUUGAACUUUAGAUUAUUAUUUGAUAAUUGUGCAUUGUAAAUGACUUCUAAGCCAUGAUUUGAGCAUUUUAGUGGAUGAUUUUGGGUCUCAGUGCUUCAACCAGUGACCACGUGGUAUAUGUGAGACUUUUUUCAUUGUCAUAACAUAAAAUUAUACUUACCUAAUUAAUUUCAAUUAAAAUAAGAGCCUGUGUUCCACAUUAUGGGUACUAUAAAAAAAACUAAUAAUAGUAUAUGGAAAUAUUUUGAAUCUGAAUAAAAUGUAUUUAAACUGAUGAACAU